Molecule: messenger RNA, 2506 nt
Organism: Megalobrama amblycephala (Wuchang bream)
Lineage: Eukaryota; Metazoa; Chordata; Actinopteri; Cypriniformes; Xenocyprididae
Product: E3 ubiquitin/ISG15 ligase TRIM25-like
Exons: 8
Coding region: 349-1893 (514 amino acids)
Molecular function (GO): zinc ion binding; protein binding
Source: RefSeq, a predicted model, not a curated record
CUACACCCUUCAUCCCUUCGAAGCUCUCACUCCGGAGGGUAAACCCUUUGAAGAGAUUAGGGCAUAGGGAUGAGACCUUCCGAAUGGAACGCAGGGUGUAUCUCUCUUUUGGGACACAGAACACACGCCCAUUUUUGUUUACGCGCUGAAAACCAGGAAGUAUUUGGAUUCGAGAGAAAUGAAACUUAUUUCUCCACUACAGAAGUGACUCAGCCUCUGUAAUAGAUCCACACAGCUGUUCUUUGUGGCAAAAGCUGUAAAGCAAAUCAUAUUUGAGCUGUAUUUCUGUCGCGCCUUUCUAACAGGACAGAGACUGAGAAUCUGUUCAUCUUUGAACACUGCAAAGAAAUGGCAGAGUCUGCAGUGAGUCAGUAUGUGGAUCAGUUCAGCUGUCCAGUCUGUUUGGAUCCUCUGAAGGAGCCGGUGACGAUUCCCUGUGGACACAGUUACUGUAUGAGCUGUAUUACUGACUGCUGGGGCCAGAAGGAGCAGGGGCCGCCGUACCGCUGUCCCCAAUGCAGAGAGAGCUUCAGUCAGAGACCUCUACUGAAGAAGAACACUCUGAUAGCUGAGAUGAUGGAGACGCUGCAGAAGACGUCCCUACAAACGGCUGCUGUGGAGUGUGAUGUUUGCACUACAGAGAAGAACAGAGCUGUAAAGUCCUGUCUGCAGUGCUUAGCCUCCUUCUGUCAAACUCACCUGCAGCUUCACUAUGAAUCUCCUGCGUUUAUGAAGCACAAACUUGUCGAAGCUUCCAGAAACAUUCAGGAGAACAUCUGCCUCAGUCAUGGGAGACUUCUGGAGAUUUACUGCCGGGAUGAUCAUCAGUGCAUUUGUUGUUUGUGUACAGAUAAUCAUAAUGGACACAGUGUGGUGUCUGUGGAUUCAGAAUGGACUAGUAAAAAGAAAGAGUUAAAGGAGAUAAAGGUGUCGUGUCAGAAGCUGAUCCAGGAGCGAGAGAGAGGUCAGCAGGAACUCAGAGAAACUGUGAAGCUUCUUAAAAGUUCAGCUCUAGAGACCCUGGAGGACAUUGAGAAGGUCUUCACUGAGCUCAUCUGCUCUCUUGAGAAGAAACGCUCUGAGAUUAAAGAGCAGAUCAGAGCUCAGGAGAAGACUGAGAUAGAUCGAGCAGAGGAACUUCACAAACAUCUGGAUCAAGAGCUGACAGAACUCAGAAAAAGACAAGCAGAGAUUGAGAAACUUCUGAAUACUGAUGAUCAGAUCAUUUUUCUGAAGAGCUGUCAGUCUGUGUGUGUUUUACCUUCAUUUGAAGACGUUCCCAGCUUCACUCAACACACUCAUCUGUCUUUUAAAGACAUUUCAAUCUCAGCGUUUAAGGAGGUUUUGAAGGACAUCUGUCAACAACAAACCGCCAAAAUAUCUCCAGAAGUGUCAGAUGUUAAUGUUACAAAGGCUCUAGAACCAAAGACCCAGAAUGAUUUUUUGCAGUAUUUCUGUGAACUUCACCUGGAUCUAAACACUGCAAACAAUAAACUCAAACUGUCCGAAAACAACAGUAAAAUAUCAGGUUCAGAUAAAGCUCAGCCGUAUCCUGAUCGCCCAGAGCGAUUUGAUGUGUUUCCCUACAUCUUGUGUCAAAAGGGUUUGCACGGUCGCUGUUACUGGGAGGUUGAGUGCAGUGGGAGCGACUGUGUUGUAGCAGUUUGUUACAAAAGAAUUAGACGUAAAGGAAACCGCAAUGACUGUAGACUUGGCUUCAACAAAAUAUCCUGGAGAUUGGGCUAUUUUCUGCAGAAUUUUAGUUUCAUACAUGCUAAAGCUGAAGUCUUGAUCCCUGUUGUCCGCUCCUCUAGAAUAGGAGUGUAUCUGGAUCACAGAGCAGGAACUCUGUCCUUCUACAGCGUCUCUGACACAAUGACUCUCCUUCACUGAACCCUUAUACCCUGCUUUUGGGGUUCUAGAUGGUUCAUCUGUCAGGAUCAUAAAGCAGAGGAGAGUUCAGACAGACCAAAAAUAAAUAUAACUGAUCAUGUUUCCGAUUCAGUUGCUAAACUCCUAACAAGUGUAUAUAUUUCAAUUAAAAUGUAAUCGGAAGUUGGGAUGAACAAAAGGCAUAACAUUUCUUAAACACCAUCAAUUAAUAAAAAAAACAUGCCUUUGAGACACUCUCAAGUUGAAUAUAGGAAAUAAAUAUACAGUAUACAACCAGGGCCACAUUAAGACUACAGGGGGCCCCUGAGCUUUACCUCUUGAGGGGGCCCUUCAUCCACCAGAACUAUAACCUACAUUCACUCAGUCUUCUUAAUCACGAAGUGCAAGUUAUCAGCCUUUUAUUUUGCACGAAUAAAUGCCAUUACCAAAACAUCCGAACCUAUAGGUCUGUUAUAAAAUAAAAAUAUCACUCCAUGAACUACAUAUUGGCACAUAGUCUGAACUAUUUGUACAGGCUACUUACAGUACUAAGAACUACUGCUUACAACAACUCCAUCUCAAAUCAGCCUUUUGUUUUGCAGAAAUAAAUGCAAUAAAGCUCUCAUAUACAACA